UGGAGCUGUGAGGGACGGCGGGCGGCGGCCAGCGGAAGGAGUUUUGGUAAAUUCCCCCCGGAAUGAAUAUCUGUUAAAAGUGUAAACUUCAAGGAAGUGUGGAACUUACCCAGACUCCAGAGAAGAGUUUCAGAAAGAUUUAAAAAAGCAGGUGGCUGGUAGAAGAGAGAGCACUGCUCUGACGAUGUCGAGGAGAAAGCUGGAGAAUAAAAGCCUUUCUGGCUUGUUGGCCACAUCUCUGCACACACCAAUCAAGACAGAUAACUUCUAUAAUUUUUAUAUGCUUGAAUCAAAAGAGCUAGGGAGAGGAAGAUGUGCUGUGGUUAGAAAAUGUGUAGCUAAAUCCACAGGCCAAGAGUAUGCAGCUAAAUUUUUAAAGAAAAGAAGAAGAGGUCAAGACUGCAAAGCAGAGAUUCUGCAUGAAAUUGCUGUCCUUGAAUUAAUGAAAUCCAACCCUCGCAUAGUUAAUCUCCAUGAAGUCUAUGAAACAGCAAAUGAAAUCAUCUUAGUGUUGGAAUAUGCUGCUGGAGGAGAAAUAUUUGACUUGUGUGUCCCAGAUCUGGAUGACAGAAUUUGUGAAAGGGAUAUUGUAAGGCUUAUAAGGCAAAUACUCGAAGGACUUUGCUGCUUGCACGAAAACAAUAUUGUUCAUCUUGAUUUAAAGCCUCAAAAUAUUUUGCUGAGCAGCGUCAAUCCUCUUGGUGAUGUAAAAAUUGUAGAUUUUGGGAUGUCCCGGAAGGUUGAGAAUUCCAGUGAGCUGCGGCAGAUCAUGGGGACAACGGAGUAUCUCGCUCCAGAAAUCUUGAACUAUGAUCCUAUUACCACAGCUACAGACAUGUGGAACAUCGGUGUCAUCUCAUACAUGCUGCUGACACAAGAAUCUCCAUUUGUGGGAGCUGAUGUUCAAGAAACUUACCUUAAUAUAUCUCAAGUUAACGUGGAUUAUUCAGAAGAAACAUUUUCAUCAGUUUCUCAGCCUGCAAAAGACUUCAUUCAAAAACUUCUCAUAAAAAAUCCAGAGGACAGGCCCAGUGCAGCGGACUGUCUCUCCCAUUGGUGGCUGCAGCAAGGGGAGCUCACGCUCCUGUGCAGCCCCGAGGAAACGUGCUGCUCCCCUCAGCUGCCAGGACACACCCCAAAGGGCUCGGAAGAGCGGAGCGUAAAAUCCAGCUGCAACAGCAGCUGCAGCGACAAGGAGGACAAGGAGAACAUUCCGGAGGACAGCAGUACGCUCUCCAAACGCUUCCGCUUUGACGAUUCGUUGCAGUAUCCCCAGGACUUCGUGACAGACUUUGUGUGUUAAAGUGUAAUACGGACUUUGCACGAAAUAAAUUCAGUAUAAUCUGUUCCAGUGGUGAAAAAAGGGUUCUGGCUUGCCAACUGGUGCAGCAUUGGCAUACUGGAAAUGCACUUUGAUUCUUUUACGCUGGUGCCUCCUUUUCUAUCCAUUGCUGGCAGUGGAUUUAAAUCCCGAGGAAUUGGAGUUGUUGCGCCGAUAAAAUGAAUUAUUUUUUUUAAGAAGAUAUAACUAAAUAUUUUUGCACUUUUCAAGUUCUAGUCAAAAGAUGAUGCUAGAGUGAACAAACUGAAUCCUGCAAAUGAGUUUAAACAUAGCCUUUGCAAACAGUGGUUGAACACGUGCAUGCUUUUAGGAGUACCCUUAGUAAGAAAUUGGGAAGGGGAGAAGGGAGGGUGAAUCUUGCUGGUUUACUGGAGUUGCUUGCUACAGCUUUAAAUAGAGGCUAAAUUUGGUAUGUUUUGGGACCAUGGUACACCGCUUGGGGCCAUUUAGGAACCUGUUUUCCCUCUGGGUUCACUAGUAGUUCUGCCUUAUAGAUCUGGUCCACUUGGGCGUUACCAUGCAUAUUCUGUGCGGUUAUGCUGCGUUGGAUCUCUGCAACACUUGGCAUAGAAAACAGGUAGAUUGUCAGUCCUUGUGCUUCUGGUCCUUGGCUUCUUACCAUACGUUACAUUUGAAGAUGAGGUUGCUAUGCUGAUGUGAAUAUUUGAAUUUGGUUUGCUUUUAUCAAACCUCUGAAAUAGUCUAAUCUACCUUUAUUGAUUUUCCGUUACUUUAAAACAAUCCCCCACACAAACAAGCCCCAAAACAUAAAGCCUCUAGUUAAAAGUAGUAAAACAGAGUAAACUGAAAAUAACCAUUUUUGCCAGUGAAACUGCAAUUAACUUUUCUCUGAUGUGCCCCCCUAAUGUAGAAGUGCAUCUUGCUGUCAAUUAUCGUUGCCCACAAUUACUCAGCUUCAUGCCUGCUCUGAGAAAUGGACUGCAGUGUGUUAGUGUUUAAAGACAAACUACCUAAUUGUUUUAAACCUUUAAAAUUGGUUUGGUUGGUGGUAUUUUUUUAAAGUUCUGUGCCUUCCACUUCCACUCGUUCCUGGCUCUGAGGUAAAUAAUGCCUGUGUCCAGUUUUGUCUCAGAGCAAAUGCCAGUUGUGCCUUAACAGCCUGAAACUGUUAAAAUAAGCCUCUUGAUCAUAACAAAGGCUUGGGACCCUUUUUGGGCAAUGAGUUUAUUGAAACUCUUACAGAUAUUUUGAAAGUAAAUGCCACUUUAAAAUAUUUUGGGAUUUUCCACUCCUCAAAGCUUAAAUUUAAUUGUCUUUUAAUUGGAUUUGUUUUCUGUAAUAAAAUACCACAAUCUUACAAUCUUUUUCAAGUGUGCCUGUGGAUUUGUCAGUAGCUGGGCAGAUUGGCAUUUUGGACUGUGAUUGGGCGGUGAACCUGAUGAGUAAAGAUUGUUUUUUAUCUUUCUUCUCACAAGGAAAGAGCAGGUUCUUCCCAAACAGAUUUCAGUGUAAGAGUCACCAUAAUGCAGGGGGGAUGCUCACGUUGACAAGUGGAAAGCAGACUGAGGUGCAAGGCUGUAGAACUUUUCAUCUUGUGUUUGUCAGAAGUUCUCCAAGACUUAAUUUCACGUGAAAUGAAGUAACAGGUUUGUUCAGCAGAGACACAGCUCUGACAGCUUUGUGGGAGUGAACCACACUUAGUCUCCUGCGUGUAUUAAUUCUCAUGGAGCUUUUUUCAGUGGUACUGAGUGGAUACAUAAUUACAGAAUUGCUUUGAAGGAGGCAGCUGUUGGAUUGUGCUCAGGUACUUCACACCCUUACUUUUCAAUGUCCUUGGCUUUUCCCAGUUGGAAUCUUACCUGACCUUUUGAUUUUUUUUCCCCCCACCCUUAUGGACUCCAGUUUGAACUGGGUAAAUUAAAAACACAAGUUUGAUACAUAUGUAGAAGUUAAAGUUCACUUAAGAUAAAGAAGAAAAUACCAAAAAGCUGUGUAGAUAAAAGUAAAAAAGAAUGUUUAAAAAUUCAUUACAAUUUAAAAUUCUGCCAAAAUGUUCCUGAAUUGAAGUUACAACGAUUUUUUAGCAUCUGGAAAAUAAA
This is a messenger RNA of Hirundo rustica (Barn swallow), 3402 nucleotides long. It is a transcript of the gene STK17B, whose product is annotated as serine/threonine kinase 17b. Gene Ontology annotation, biological process: positive regulation of apoptotic process; protein phosphorylation; intracellular signal transduction. The transcript has 9 exons. The coding region runs from base 185 to 1303 and encodes 372 amino acids. Gene Ontology annotation, cellular component: nucleus. Gene Ontology annotation, molecular function: protein serine/threonine kinase activity; ATP binding. The record is from RefSeq and is a predicted model, not a curated record. NCBI's taxonomy places the organism in Eukaryota, Metazoa, Chordata, Aves, Passeriformes, Hirundinidae.